This is a messenger RNA of Ailuropoda melanoleuca (giant panda), 2518 nucleotides long. It is a transcript of the gene PANX3, whose product is annotated as pannexin 3. Gene Ontology annotation, biological process: monoatomic cation transport; cell-cell signaling; positive regulation of interleukin-1 production. The coding region runs from base 118 to 1296 and encodes 392 amino acids. The transcript is spliced from 4 exons. Gene Ontology annotation, molecular function: wide pore channel activity. The record is from RefSeq and is a predicted model, not a curated record. Gene Ontology annotation, cellular component: plasma membrane. NCBI's taxonomy places the organism in Eukaryota, Metazoa, Chordata, Mammalia, Carnivora, Ursidae.
GAGGCUGCGGCUGCAGGCACUGUCUGCUCAAAGCCAGCUGCCUGAAGCUGCCAUCUCCCCACACCACUGUCCUGGGACCCUUCCUGCCAGCUCUGCACCCCGAAGGUCCCCAGCACCAUGUCGCUCGCACACGCAGCUGCGGAAUACAUGCUGUCAGAUGCCCUGUUGCCUGAUCGCAGGGGCCCCCGCCUCAAAGGACUGCUCCUGGAACUUCCCUUGGACCGCAUGGUCAAGUUCAUAGCUGUGGGCUUCCCCUUAUUGCUGAUGUCGCUGGCAUUUGCCCAGGAGUUCUCCUCCGGGCCUCCCAUCCGCUGCUUCUCUCCCAGUAACUUCAGCAUCCGGCAGGCCGCCUACGUGGACAGUUCCUGCUGGGACUCGCUUGUUCACCACCAACCCGAUGAGCUUGGCCAGCACAAGAUGAAGUCCCUGUGGCCUCACAAGGCCCUCCCCUACUCCCUGCUGGCCCUGGCUGUGGUCAUGUACUUGCCCGUUCUGCUGUGGCAGUAUGCGGCUGCACCAGCCCUCAGCUCAGACCUGCUGUUCAUCAUCAGCGAACUGGACAAAUCCUACAAUCGCGCCAUCCGCCUCGUGCAGCACAUGUUGAAGAUCCGGCAGAAGAGCUCGGACCCCCACGUUUUCUGGGAUGAGCUGGAGAAGGCUCGGAAAGAACGAUACUUCGAAUUCCCCUUGCUGGAGCGGUACCUGGCAUGUAAGCAGCGCUCACAUUCCCUAGUGGCUACCUACCUCCUGAGGAACUCCCUCUUGCUCCUCUUCAUUUCAGCCAUCUACCUGUACCUUGGCCACUUCCACCUGGAUGUCUUCUUCCAAGAGGAAUUCAGCUGUUCUGUCAAGACAGGGCUGCUUAGUGAUGAGACCCACAUGCCCCAUCUGAUCACGUGCAGGCUGACCUCUCUGUCAGUUUUGCAAAUUGUCAGUCUCUCCAGUAUAACAAUAUACACCCUGUUGGUUCCAGUGAUAAUAUACAACCUCACGCGACUAUGUCGAUGGGACAAACGACUCCUAUCCAUCUAUGAGAUGCUCCCAGCUUUUGAUCUCCUCAGCAGAAAGAUGCUGGGAUGCCCCAUCAAUGACCUCAAUGUGAUCCUUCUUUUCCUCCGAGCCAACAUCUCUGAGCUCAUCUCUUUUAGCUGGUUGAGUGUCUUAUGUGUUUUGAAGGACACGACCACCCAGAAGCACAACAUUGACACAGUGGUCGAUUUCAUGACAUUAUUGGCUGGCUUAGAACCCUCAAAACCUAAACAUCUCACCCACCGAAUAGGUGAUGAAAACCCAUAGUUAAGAAACCAUGGAGCAAGAAAUUUUAUGGAAAAGUAAAAAUCUCUCUCCUUCUUUACAAGCCUCACACACUAAUGUACAAAAAUACCCGCUUUAGAAAUGCUAAGUGUGGAUUCAGCUGAAUCAUCUGUCCUGUUUUAUGUUUUCCUAAAGGUGAGAAGAUAAAAUCAAUGCAUGAAAACAAAUCUGAAAGUUAGAGCUGAAGAGUCAAAGAACUAAAAAAUUAGGUCUAGAGCAUUCUAUGAGUAUAGGGGGAAAAAAUUAACCAAAAGUCUAGACAUUCUGCAAGGAAAGAAAAUUCUAAAGGCUGUGUAUGGAGGCAGGUUCUUCUCUGUAUAUUUACUCCACGGCCCUUCUAGGUACACACUCAGCUCAACCCAAAGAGCAUGUGGGGUGAUCUGCCAAGUGAAUAAAAAUGUGAAAUCCCUGGAAACCCUGUGGUGUGGCCUGAAAUCCUAGGAACUUGCCCGCUUGCUUUGUGGAAGUCAAUGACCUUGCCCAGACCCUGUGUGACCCACAGAGUGGGUCAGAAGAUAAUGAUGCAGGAACUUAUUAUCUGCUCUUGGGGGUUAGGACAGCAUAGAACAAGGUCAGGGCCAUGUGUCCACUGUGGGUGGAGCUAUGGUGGUUUUCAUCAUCUAAACCAGGGACUCACUUCACCAAGGGCUGGGAUUAUGGGCUGUGGACUCCUUCACUGCUCCUAAUGGGCCCAGAUGUCCUUCUAAUCCUCCAGGGGAUGCUAUACCUCGUCCACUUAAAGCCAAUCACUGAAUAGCAACCACUUAGAACUAAAUGGGAAUGACAGUAAAGUGCUGUUGAGCCCCUUCUCUCUCUUCUCUGAUUCAUUAUCCCAUCUUAGCUUCUAAUUUCCAUUUCUAUGUCUGGACUUAAGGGAACCUUGGUCUGACUUCAGAGGCCCUGCUCAGCCCACAAUACCAUGUUGUCUCUCAUUGGGUAUUUCUUUUUAGAGCUGCAUAUUUCUUCAGAGAAUUUUUGUAUAGGCCAUGUAGACCCUUCCUCAUAUAGGUAAGCAGAAGAAUUACAUUGCUCCCAUGCUUCUCACGAUGCUGAGCCUUUGAAUGUGCUGUCUCCACUGCCCAAGAUGCCCUCCUCCAUUCUUCACUGGCCGGCCACUAGCUCUCCUUCAGUCUUCCCAGCCAUAUUUUCUUCAGGAUGGCUUCCUGUCUCCUCCCCAGUUCCCUAAAGAUGUGCUGCCACAUCA